AUGACUGAGAAUGCAAAUCAAACAAAUGAAGGUAACACUUCAAAGCAGGUUGUGAAUAACACAACUGCUGAUAUUUCAAACCCCUAUUACCUUCACCCAUCUGAUUCACCAGGUAUGCAAUUGGUGAAUUCAGUUUUUGAUGGUAAGGGGUAUGCAGGUUGGAGUAGGGCCAUCAUCAUAGCUUUAUCAGCCAAGAAUAAACUUGGAAUGAUAGAUGGUAACCUUACUGAACCUGAUCCAUCAUCUGCACAACAUCAAUCUUGGUGUAGGUGCAAUGAUAUGGUCAUAUCAUGGAUCCUUAACUCACUUUCAAAGGACAUUACUCAAUCUGUGCUUUACUCUAGAACUGCAAGAGAAAUAUGGAAAGAUUUAGCAACUAGGUUUGGACAGUGUAAUGGAGCUAAAUUGUACCGGUUACAAAAAGAACUUAAUGAUGUUGUUCAAGGUUCUAAUGACAUAGCUGGUUAUUUCACUAAAGUAAAGAAAAUAUGGGAUGAAUUAGAUGCUCUAAACACUUUUGAUCACUGUUCCUGUAACUGCAUUUGUGGAGGAAAGACCAAAACUAUUAAGUCGCAUCAAGAUGGUAGAUUAAUACAGUUUCUAAUGGGUCUUAAUGAUGCAUAUUCAGGGGUUAAAAGUAACAUUCUCAUGAUGGAUCCACUUCCCUCAAUUGGACAUGCCUAUUCUCUGCUCAUGCAAGAUGAGAAGCAGAGAGAGGUGCAUGUUGCAGCUCAUACAUCUGAGGCUGCUUUCUUGGUCACAAAUCAUCAAAAGUUCAACAACAACAGCCAAAAAUCACUAAUGACAAACACAACCUCUUCUUCUUUUCUAAAGCUUUCUUCUCUUCUAAACCAUUAA
Lycium ferocissimum is the source of this 858-nucleotide messenger RNA. RefSeq lists its product as uncharacterized. The record is from RefSeq and is a predicted model, not a curated record. The transcript has a single exon. Lineage: Eukaryota; Viridiplantae; Streptophyta; Magnoliopsida; Solanales; Solanaceae. The coding region runs from base 1 to 858 and encodes 285 amino acids.